This is a messenger RNA of Plectropomus leopardus (leopard coralgrouper), 1266 nucleotides long. It is a transcript of the gene glod5, whose product is annotated as glyoxalase domain containing 5. The record is from RefSeq and is a predicted model, not a curated record. Lineage: Eukaryota; Metazoa; Chordata; Actinopteri; Perciformes; Serranidae.
GUAUGCGAGACAGACGUCUGUGAAUUGUGGUCGGAAAAAAAAGUUUUCGAGUCGGAAAGAUAUUUUUUUUGCCUCAUUUAGUCAGUAGUCUAUGUGCUGUGACCAUUAAUAGUGUUGUUGAUAACGUUACCUGGCGGUCCACAGAGGUAGGAAAACAAGGAAGUAGCCUGGUCAGUGUCAGGGAAGAAUGGCGUUGCGCAUCGUUGGGAGUUGUUUGUCUCACUUUCACAGGAACAGUUUGAAGACUGUCUCUGUCCAAACACUUGGAGUUGUCAGAUUCAAAAGAACCUGUCCAGUUGAACUGAGCCAUCUGGAUCAUUUGGUUCUGACAGUGAAAAGUGUGCCAGACACUGUCAACUUUUAUACCAUGGUCCUUGGCAUGGAGGAAAUCACUUUCAAGGGAAAUCGCAAAGCCCUUGGUUUUGGACAACAGAAGUUUAACCUCCAUCAGUUGGGUCAGGAGUUUGAGCCCAAAGCCAAGCAUCCGAGCUCAGGCUCUGCAGACCUGUGCCUCAUCACCAAAACCUCCCUGGCUGCAGUAGCUGCUCACCUGAAGGAUUGUGGAGUCGAGAUAGAGGAGGGACCAGUGGAGAGGACUGGAGCUGUGGGCACCAUCACCUCUCUGUACUUCAGAGAUCCAGACGACAAUCUCAUUGAAGUGUCUAACUAUAACCAAUCAACAGCAGAGGGAUCUUCUUGAGACGUCUUUGGCCUUGUUUGUGAGUGAACAUAAAAUGCACCCAGCUUUGUCUGUUGACCCACAGUCCACAAUUAGAGCUACAGCUAUGAAGUUUUGAGACCAAAAUGUAAUUCAAGCAUGUUAUUUUUUACGACUUAAGUGAAUAACAUUAGUUUGCUGUGCUGAGACACUGUUCCCAUGUAGCUCUGCUGACCAGUGGUUGCAGUUUUAAUUAUGUGUGGAAAAUAUUCUUAAUUCCGAAUCAAAAGCAAACAGUAGAACACCUGUAUAUGUUAAACUACGUAUAUGAUCAAGUAGCUACUACUGUAGAUUUCUUAAAACUUUGUGAAGUGAAACUGAACCUUUGUUAAAAAAAUAGUUGCUUUUUCAGCUGAAAAUACAAGAUUGUUUAGUGUGCCACCAUGGGUCCUUAAGGCACUGUCAUUUCUGCUUUUUGACACAGUGGAGUGGAGUUAAGAUCACAUUAUGCAUACUCGCCACCAGCAGAUGGAGAUGUAAAAUACAAUGCUUUGCAAUGUAUGUAAUAUUCCUUCAUUGUACAAAAUAAGAAAUACACUUGAACUUGG